AUCUUCCACCUUACCUGUAUUCAUCCAUGGAGGGAGAAGCUUCUUGGUUGCUACACUCUCUUCAAUCCUCCUUCUCUUUCCUUUUCUUCUCUUUUACCAUCAUUUUCAUUUUUCUCUCUCUUCUACUCCUCCUUCUCAGGGUUCGACCCUGGUGCAACUGCGACGUAUGCCAUACCUUCCUAACAUCGAGCUGGACGAGCCAGUUCGGUAAUUUAUGUGAUUGGUAUACACACCUACUCCGAAAAUCUCCUACGAAGACUAUCCAUAUACAUAUACUCGGAAAUACUGUCACAGCCAGUCCAGAGAACGUUGAGCACAUACUCAAGACGGGGUUCGAGAACUACCCGAAAGGGAAGGCCUUCUCGACGAUCCUCAAAGACCUCCUUGGCAACGGUAUUUUCAAUGUCGACGGUGAUCCAUGGAGGUUCCAGAGGAAGAUGGCGAGCUUAGAGCUUGGGAGUGUGUCUGUUAGGUCUUAUGCCUUUCAGAUUGUCAGCAACGAGAUCAGCAACCGACUCCUUCCCCUUUUGGCAUCUGUUGCCGAUAGAGACGGCGUUGUCUUGGAUUUGCAGGAUGUUUUCCGAAGGUUUGCGUUUGACAACAUAUGCAAAAUCUCGUUUGGGCUUGAUCCUGGGUGUCUGGAGCUCUCACUUCCCAUGUCGGAGUUUGCUGUGGCCUUCGACCUCGCUUCGAGGUUAUCGGCAAGGCGGGCUACUAUGGCGUCUCCGAUUAUUUGGAAAAUCAAGCGGCUGUUGAACUUGGGCUCUGAGAAGAAGCUCAAGGAAGCCGUGACAUUGGUCAAUACGUUCGCGAAGGAAAUUAUUAGACAGAGGAGGAAGAUGGGAUAUUUAGGCCAGCAUGACCUUCUCUCUAGAUUCAUGGCUACCGAAAGCGAUGAUAACUACCUAAGAGAUAUAGUCAUCAGCUUCCUUCUAGCCGGCCGCGACACGGUAGCAUCUGGUCUUACCAGCUUCUUUUGGUUGCUGUCUAAACACCCCGACAUUGAAAGUAAGGUUCGAGAUGAAAUAGCUCAGACCAAGUUGAAAGAUGAAGAAGUCCCAAUCUUUGAGCAGCUAAAAGAGAUGCACUACCUCCAUGCUGCUUUAUAUGAGAGCAUGAGAUUAUACCCACCAGUGCAAUUCGACUCUAAGUAUGCUGUCGACGACGACGUUCUCCCAGACGGCACCUUUGUGGCUAAGGGAACUAGGGUUACAUACCAUCCAUAUGCAAUGGGGAGGAUGGAAGAGGUGUGGGGAAGCGAUUGCCUCGAGUUCAACCCGGAGCGGUGGUUGAAGAAUGGAAUCUUCACUCCAGCUAGCCCAUUCAAGUACCCGGUCUUCCAGGCAGGCCUGCGGGUUUGCCUAGGGAAGGAGAUGGCGAUCAUGGAGAUGAAGAGCGUCGCAGUUGCUGUCGUUCGCAUGUUCAAGAUUGAUGUGUCCGACCCGUAUUACAGGCCCAAGUUCGCACCUGGGCUUACUGCUUCAUUGAGUGGGGGUCUACCUGUUAGGGUUCACCGAGUGAGAUCUUAGCAUUUCCUGAACUUGGUAUACUUCAUAUGUAUGUAAGCUUGAUACAUGUAAAGAACAUAGAUAUUUCGAUUGAAAGCAAAGGGAUUCUGAUACCAUAAAAACUGUAGGGAUUACAAGAUAUGGAUCACAUGAAGUAUACCAUGCCAUCUGAUCAGAUGGCUCACAUGGACUUUCCAUGGGAUUUCCCAGCAAUUUAUAUAAGUGUAUGUCAGUGGAUUACCAUCUUUGUACAUAAAAUACUGGUUAUUGUUCUGUUGGGAUCUUUGGAAUAAUGUGUAUAGAUGCAGCCAAGUAGCUUUUGUAAUAGUAAAGAAUAAUGUUUUAUCACA
Molecule: messenger RNA, 1858 nt
Organism: Magnolia sinica
Lineage: Eukaryota; Viridiplantae; Streptophyta; Magnoliopsida; Magnoliales; Magnoliaceae
Product: cytochrome P450 94C1-like
Exons: 1
Coding region: 27-1529 (500 amino acids)
Molecular function (GO): monooxygenase activity; heme binding; iron ion binding
Source: RefSeq, a predicted model, not a curated record